Messenger RNA from Anarrhichthys ocellatus (wolf-eel), 1598 nucleotides. RefSeq names its product acyl-CoA dehydrogenase long chain (gene acadl). The coding region runs from base 1 to 1323 and encodes 440 amino acids. Gene Ontology annotation, cellular component: cytoplasm; mitochondrion. The transcript is spliced from 11 exons. The record is from RefSeq and is a predicted model, not a curated record. Gene Ontology annotation, molecular function: flavin adenine dinucleotide binding; long-chain fatty acyl-CoA dehydrogenase activity. Lineage: Eukaryota; Metazoa; Chordata; Actinopteri; Perciformes; Anarhichadidae. Gene Ontology annotation, biological process: long-chain fatty acid catabolic process; carnitine metabolic process, CoA-linked; fatty acid beta-oxidation using acyl-CoA dehydrogenase.
AUGUUUGCUAAGAAGGUGAGCAACAUUUGUCUUCUGGGGCUGAGAAAUGUCUCCGGAAGAGGACGGGUGUUGUCUGUGGCUGCCAGGCUCUACAGUCAGGCCCAGGAGCCUGGGCAGCCUGGCCCCCCGCCCCGCCCCGAGACCUCCAGCGCCACGACGCUGAUGGACAUUGGGACUCGCCGGAUCUUCAACGAGGACCACGACAUCUUCAGACAAAGCGUGCGGCGUUUCUAUCAAGAGGAAGUGAUUCCAUACCACAAGGAGUGGGAGAAGGCCGGUCAGGUGAGCAGGGAGGUGUGGGAGAAGGCUGGAGAGCAAGGCAUGCUGGGAGUAAUGAUACCAGCGGAGCACGGUGGCGUCGGAGCAGACCUGUUUUCUGUGGCCGUCACGUGGGAGGAGCAAUCGUACUCCAACUGCUCAGGCCCGGGCUUCUCCCUGCACUCCGACAUCAUCAUGCCCUACAUCUCCAACUACGGCAGCAAGGAGCAGAUCGAACGCUUCAUCCCCGAGAUGACUGCUGGGAAAUGCAUCGGCGCUAUUGCCAUGACGGAGCCAGGAGCCGGCAGUGACCUCCAAGGUGUGAGGACGCACGCCAAGCGGGACGGCAGCGACUGGAUCCUCAACGGCAACAAGGUGUUCAUCUCAAACGGGUGGAUGGCCGACCUGGUGGUGGUCGUGGCCGUGACGGGCCGCGAGGCGAAGUCGCCGGCACACGGCAUCAGUCUGUUCCUGGUGGAGGACGGCGUGAAGGGCUUCCAGAAGGGGCGCAAGUUGGAGAAGAUCGGUCUGAAGGCCCAGGACACGGCUGAACUGUUCUUUGAGGAUGUGCGGCUUCCAGCCGACGCCAUCCUGGGGGAGCCCAACAACGGCUUCUACUACCUGAUGAACGAACUGCCUCAGGAGCGUCUGGCGAUUGCUGGCAUCGCCAUAGCGAGCUGCGAGUUCAUGUUUGAGGAAACCAGGAACUACGUGAUGCAGAGGAAGGCUUUCGGCAAGACCAUCGCACAUCUACAGACCGUGCAACACAAGCUGGCCGAGCUGAAGACGGAGAUCUGUGUGGGCCGAGCCUUCGUAGACAACUGCAUCCAGCUCCACGCUGAGAAACGCCUGGAUACGGCCACGGCUUCCAUGGCCAAGUUCUGGGCUUCUGACCUCCAGAACAAGGUGGCCACUCAGUGCCUGCAGCUCCAUGGAGGCUGGGGCUACAUGUGGGAAUACCCCAUCGCCAAGGCGUUUGUGGAUUCCCGUGUUCAGCCCAUCUAUGGAGGCACCAAUGAGAUCAUGAAAGAGCUCAUCGGCCGCUCCAUCGUUAGCCGGAAGUGAGAAAGAUUGAUGUGCGGUUGUGAGAAGUCAUGGAAGAGUGUUUAAUCAUGCUCGAACCAAGUCUAUAUAGCUUUUAUCAGAAGAAAUAACACUGCCUUCCCUAUUUAUUAAUAAUUGUAAGUCAUUUUGUUAGCAAUGCAUUGUUUCAGCACACCAUUUAGAGCGUCUGAGAAACACGCCAAAUUCAUUCUUGUUAUUUAAUCAUCUUAAAAACAUGUGAUGGAAGGGCUCAGGGAUGAAAUGUUGUAAAUAUCACUGAAUUGAAUAAAAAACGU